Molecule: messenger RNA, 678 nt
Organism: Strongyloides ratti
Lineage: Eukaryota; Metazoa; Nematoda; Chromadorea; Rhabditida; Strongyloididae
Exons: 1
Coding region: 1-678 (225 amino acids)
Source: RefSeq, a predicted model, not a curated record
AUGGCCUCAGCUAAAGAUACAAAAAGUGACUCUACUACUUCAAAUAAAUCUGAUUUAAAUGAAAUGCUUAAAUUAAAUGAGGAUGCUUUUGCUAAUUUGUUGAAACAACAAUUACCACCAGCACCUCGAAAUCAAUUUUAUGGUGAUGGACCUUUCACAGAGUAUAUGGAUAAGAAUGCUAUAUUUUUCUCACAAAUUGAAAAUCUUUCAGAAACUGAAAAAACUGCUCAUCUUCUUGGAUGUUUGGCUGAUAAUGUCUAUAAACUUCUUAAACUUUCAAGACCAAAUAUACCUUUGUCAAAAUGUAAUUAUUCAGAAUUGGUAGAUGACUUGAUGAAAUCUUAUGCUGAAACAAUAAAGUAUGCUCGUGAUUACACCAAAUUACUUUUAAUACAAGAUUGUUAUUGUAAUAUAAAUGACUUACAUAGAACGAAAAUUGCAGAAUGGAGAAAUCUUGAAGAAACAACAUCUCAAAAGAUUCCUGAUCUUGUAAAAAUACUUCUUAUUUUUGAUAAUUAUAAAGAACCAAUAAAACUAAUAGCAGAAAAAUACAUUCAAGAUCAUCAUAGUAAGUUAAAUUUGAAUGAUUUUUGUGCUUACAUGGAAUCUGAAUCAUUGUUUGUUCAAGAAAAUAGUUGUGGUGUUGGAGCUUUUAAAAAAGGAAGAUCAAGAAAAUAA